Molecule: messenger RNA, 208 nt
Organism: Dentiscutata erythropus
Lineage: Eukaryota; Fungi; Glomeromycota; Glomeromycetes; Diversisporales; Gigasporaceae
Source: the annotation of a GenBank genome assembly
GAUGAACCACGAUUACAGAAGGGGCUCACAGUAAGAUAUCUAUUAAAACCCAGUGAGCUAGAAGAAGGGCAUAUGCAUAGAAAAACUGACCCAUGGUGGUCAUUGCAUAUCUAUAAAAUCAAAAAAGUUAUUGUUGGUAAAAAUCUAUCACAGCCAGUCUUAUACUAUCUUGAGGAUGAGCCAAUUGAUUUAACUAAACAUUUAAUAG